CGCAACCGCCGUUCGACUGUCACGUCUGACGUCUUCAUUCUUACAAAUUACAUGUUUGUUAUUAUCAGAAGUCUGCUAUAUUGCAUUUGUGCUAAGAACUUUGUAUAAACCUUUAGUGUUAUAAACUUUUUGUAUGAGCUGUAAAAUUGACUAUUGCGUAUUUUUGGAAAAUGUUGUUGUGAAGUGACACACAAGUGACUUGUUCAGUGUUUGUUUUGAAGGAAGAUAUUUGGCAAGAUGAUGAUGGAUCAGGCACAUUUCGGAGAGUAUUUGCUGAGGCAGCAGAUGUUGCAUGCGGCUUCGCUUAGUGGAUUACAGCAUCGGGUGGGUGCGGACGCGGAGCCACCGGUGUGCGAGGCGCGCCUCCUCAACGGCGACCUCUGGCGACGCUUCCACGACAUCGGCACGGAGAUGAUCAUCACCAAAGGGGGCAGACGCAUGUUUCCAUCGCUUCGCGUCUCUCUUUCUGGGUUAGACCCCCGAGAGGAGUACUGCGUGCUCCUCGAGUUGUCACUCGUAGGGCGGCGUCGCUGGCGUUGGGCGGGCGGAACUUGGGCGGCGGCGGGCGGCGCCGAACCGCAGUCACCACGUCGCUUGAUGCUGCACCCUGAUUCGCCCGCGCCUGGACACCACUGGACCGCGAACCCGGUGUCCUUUAGCAAGCUGAAGCUUACCAACAACACAAUGGAUGCACAAGGACAUAUGGUGCUAACGUCGAUGCACAAGUACCGGCCGCGAGUGCUGGUGGUGCGCGCUCGAGACGCGGCCGCGCUCGCUUGGGGCGCCCCGCACGCUGCCUUCUCCUUCGAAGAAACGGAGUUCAUCGCCGUCACCGCCUACCAGAACGAUCGCAUCACAAAACUGAAGAUAGACAACAAUCCGUUCGCCAAAGGCUUCCGCGCGUGCGGUCAAUCGAAAUGCAAAAGGAAGAACACUGACUCCAGCGGAUCAGAGGGCACUGAACCGACCAGCUCCGAGUCCUCAGAAGCUAAGAGGCCAUGCUCCGACGCCGCCUCCUCUUGCUCAGAAGAAGGCAGCCUUCGCUCAACAUCGCCCCGAUCUCCUCCGCUAGCCGAAUCGCCAGCUCCUCUCAUGGCUACCCCAGAAAAUAUUACUCCACCACCGCCCGCCUUUUACCCUGAGUUUCCGUACUUAGGACACUUGCCUAUGACAAUGCCACUGAGUCUUUGGACCGGCCCUCCCAUGGCUGGAGCCUUUGCAUGGGGCCCUUCUCUACCCCCACCACCUCCGCGAGCCCCUACUCCCCCCCAAGCAGCCCCGGCACCGUGUCGUCGCGUCAAAAGCUUCACAAUCAGCGCACUCCUCGGCGAAGGCUGACGUUUCCGUUGCAUCACCAAGGAUUGAAUUAAAUACAUUGUAUACUAUACGGGCAUGAUUCGCAAUAGCUACUUAAAAUGUGUAAAUAUUGUUGUUAAUUUAAUAUAAAGAGUCGUCAGUACUACCUACCUCGUAGACUUAUUGAUAAAUCUAUUUUUAUUGUGAUAAAUGUGCCUUACAAUGUAAUAAUACUGAAUAAAUAGGUAAUGAUUUAUUAUAGCUCUCUCUACUCCACAGCCCUAGAACUAUGACAAUUGUUUUUUUUUACUAUAACUAAUUAAUAGGUCAAUACCUUUUUGUAAGAUAAGUACCUACCUACUUAUUCGUAGAAGUGUCUACAUUAUGCGAAAAGGACAUGGUAAAGUUUUGUAUGAGCGACUGCCUUGGCAAUGUAUAAAUACUGUACUUGGUAACAUUUAAUGGUAAAUAGCUGAAUAUUUAUAAUUUCUAUGAAAAAAGGCACAGGUACUUUUGAUAAAGUCACAAUCUUGAAAAUUAUGAUAACUCCUACUAUGUCAUUACCUUACUACAGUUGAUAAAAGAUGUUGCCAAUUAUUUACAGAAUCAUCAAUUUCGCAUUUUCUUAUAAUCUUUCUUUCCAUUUCUCUGAUCUCUAACUUUUCACAAAAAGUUUUUUUAAAGGAAAAAUAAAUACAAAUAAUUUGUUUCCUUGAGUCUGGCGCCUCAGACCGCUCGGCCAUCCGAUCAAAUAAUUUGUUAUCGUCGGCCUGACAGGAAAUCUGUGAAGUUUUAUUUCAUCCAUUUGCAAAAUUUCAAGAAUUAAUUAUCAUACAGCCUUGUCUCAAACCUGAUCAGAAUAAUAAAAUGUAUUAUUUAAGGCUUGCCGUGAUUUGUUUUAAUAAAAAUUAGGACCAAAUAUGUCAUAGUUUGAAGAAGUUUAGAAAUAAUAUUGUUUAUUUCGAUAUACUUUUCACAAUUAUUUUUUGUGUACAUUUACUGUUCAUUUAUUUUGUAAAACAGAACAUUUUACUUUUAAAACAAACAGACAUGAAGUCAAUUUUUAUACUUUUAAAUAUUUGAUUAUUUCACGAAAGUUGUAUGAGAAUAAUAAACACCUAAUAAUUAAUAAAAAAAAAAUUGUAAAGUUACGGGCUAGUGCGAAAUAUUUAUACACGUUAAGGGCAGUUUCUUAGCCAUGUCCAAGAUUGUAUAAGAUUUAUAUAUUGUUCUACUUAAGAAUUUUAUUCAUUUAACAUUAUGUAAAUAAUGUAAAAUACGUACGUAAAUUUAAAUUGUGAAAGAGUACCUAGGUCUAAAAGUUAAAUCAAAUAAUUAUAUUUUAUAUAAAAUA
Messenger RNA from Chilo suppressalis (striped riceborer), 2650 nucleotides. Lineage: Eukaryota; Metazoa; Arthropoda; Insecta; Lepidoptera; Crambidae. The record is from the annotation of a GenBank genome assembly.